UUUCAGUCGUUCGACAUGGCCCGUACCAAGCAGACCGCUCGUAAAUCCACCGGGGGCAAGGCGCCCCGCAAACAGUUGGCCACCAAAGCAGCUCGCAAGAGUGCGCCGGCCACUGGAGGAGUCAAGAAACCCCAUCGUUAUCGUCCCGGCACCGUCGCCCUUCGUGAGAUCCGUCGCUACCAAAAGUCGACCGAGCUUCUGAUCCGCAAGUUGCCAUUCCAGCGCUUGGUCAGAGAAAUCGCCCAGGAUUUCAAGACCGACUUGCGUUUCCAGAGCUCGGCCGUCAUGGCCCUGCAGGAGGCCAGCGAGGCUUACUUGGUGGGUCUUUUCGAAGACACCAACUUGUGCGCCAUCCACGCCAAGCGAGUCACCAUCAUGCCAAAAGACAUCCAGCUCGCUCGCCGUAUUCGUGGUGAACGUGCUUAAGCGACCUAUUCCCUUUUGAGUUACCAAUCGGCCCUUUUCAGGG
Daphnia pulicaria is the source of this 469-nucleotide messenger RNA. RefSeq names its product histone H3. NCBI's taxonomy places the organism in Eukaryota, Metazoa, Arthropoda, Branchiopoda, Diplostraca, Daphniidae. The transcript has a single exon. The record is from RefSeq and is a predicted model, not a curated record. Gene Ontology annotation, molecular function: DNA binding; protein heterodimerization activity; structural constituent of chromatin. Bases 16 to 426 code for a protein of 136 amino acids. Gene Ontology annotation, cellular component: nucleosome.